AUGAUAGUGCGAAAUGAUGUGGUGAGGAUCGACUCGACACUGGACGUUGACGUGGUUGACGUCACCGAGGAGUCUCAGCACAUCCACUUCAUCAAGCCGCUGAUGCUGAGUGAGGUUCUACUGAUGGAUAACGUCCUGCCGGUGCGAGCAGAGAUCCUUGGGGCCUCAGAGGAUGCACCCAUCUUCCACAGCAAGUGGGUCUCCCAGCUCCAACGAGGCUGCAAGAUUCAGGUCCACGGCAAGGUGUCGUCAUGGAAAAUCCUGGCCUCUUCCCGCAAAGGCAGAAGACGCACUUGCCACUUCCUCAUCUCCAGCAGCUACGAGGGCCGUUUUCGUCGCUGCCCGCGCGAGUUCCAAUCAACCUCAGAACUGGCCAGUGGUCUGGGCCUGGCUAAGAAACUGCACGUGGUGGUCACCAAGGACUACGACGGCAGCGAUACGGAGCUUCCACUGUUUGGCAUAGGGGAUCGGCUGGAAGUGCUCAGCCUCAUGAGGGCGGCCAAUCCCUCUGCCAUGGACGCACUCGAAUGCAUCCGGGACAGUGGAGAUGGAGACGCCGAGCGCAUCAAGGUGCCCCUCUUCUUGGAUGCGGGCUUUGUGGAAGAGGUUCGCGACAGCAGGAAGUACAGCCUCCCAGAGGUGGUGGAGCACUUCCAACUGCCCUGCGAGGUCAAGGUCGUGGCCAACAAGGAUGCUCCCGAUCCUCUCAGCUGUGUCUCGGUGCUGACUCUGGAGGCCCAGAUCACAGAGCCUUUUCUCACAGUUAGUCUGGAGGAAGAGCCGUCUGCCACCUUUGAGGUUCCUCCCCAGUGGCUGGACGUGUCUCUGUUCUUCACUGGAGGCCCAGCGAAGCCCAUGCCUCCCUCCAGCAGUCCCAAGGUAGAAGAGCUGACGGAGGCCUUUUACUAUAGCUUGCUAAAGAUGCUGCCGAACAACGCACCUGCUCCUCCAAGGCCCCCUAAGCGGAGCAAUUCAGAGAAGAACAAGCAGUCCCAAAGGACUUCCAGAGAAGGGGGGAGGAAAACAUCAGAACCCACUAAGCUACCUUCUACAGAUUCAAAGGAUAUGUUCCGAGAGACUGCAAAACUUCUGUACCCCAGGACUCUGCAAGCAAGAGCAGAUUCAGAGACUUUGGUUAACCCAAACCAGUAUAGUAUACAGUAUGGACCUCCAAGACCCCAGAAGCCCACUAAAACUUUCAAACAAGCCAUAGAUGCACAUUCCAGUGAUAACUCCGAUCAUGAUUAUGAGGACAUUUGUGAAAGAUUUCAAGAAACUGCUCGCAAAAUGUGGAUGGCAACCCAAGAGGGCCUUUUCAGUUGUGGCACCAAGACGGUGAAACUCCAUGCCCAGGGAUAUCCGUCCCCUUCUAUCAUGGUCUUUGCCCCCAGCUGA
Messenger RNA from Gekko japonicus, 1395 nucleotides. RefSeq names its product protein THEMIS2-like. NCBI's taxonomy places the organism in Eukaryota, Metazoa, Chordata, Lepidosauria, Squamata, Gekkonidae. Gene Ontology annotation, biological process: T cell receptor signaling pathway. The transcript is spliced from 5 exons. The record is from RefSeq and is a predicted model, not a curated record. Bases 1 to 1395 code for a protein of 464 amino acids.